CACAAAGUGUGCGCAUGCGCAGAGGGGUUCUUCAGUGCGCUGUUUCGGCCUGUUUCGGCACUGGCCGGACAUUUUCGCCUCUUUGUUUUACUGAUAGUGGAUUUAACUCGGAUUCAACCCAAUAUCCAGCGGACCGCUCUGGCCAUAAACAGCUGUGUGAAGUGGAGCACAGGAUGCAGAGUUAACACCACCCUGUGUCUCGCAGAAGAAGCCCUGCUGCCAGACCCUCAGUAGUAGACACAUGGCGGCAUUGGGGAACCCCGAGAUGUUAACCAGGAAGAUUAAACUGUGGGACAUCAAUGCCCACAUCACCUGUCGUCUGUGUGAGGGGUACCUGAUCGACGCCACCACAGUCACUGAGUGCUUACACACCUUCUGCAGGAGCUGUUUGGUGAAGUACCUAGAAGAGAAUAACACGUGUCCCACAUGUCGGAUUGUCAUUCACCAGAGCCAUCCACUGCAGUACAUCGGCCAUGACCGAACAAUGCAAGAUAUUGUCUAUAAGUUGGUGCCAGGGCUGCAAGAAGCGGAGAUGAAGAAACAGAGAGAAUUCUAUCAGAAGUUAGGCAUGGAGGUUCCCGGAGACAUCAAAGGAGAACUGUGCAACAUGAAAACCCACCUGGACACUCAACACAAUGGUGACUUGAAAUCAGAAGAUCCAGCCAACAAGGAAGCAGGAGACGAGAAAGCCGAGGAAGACAAUGACUACCAUCGCAGUGAUGAGCAGGUGAGUAUCUGUCUGGAGUGUAACAGCAGUAAGCUCAGAGGCCUCAAGCGGAAGUGGAUUCGUUGUUCGGCUCAGGCGACCGUUCUCCACCUCAAGAAGUUCAUCGCAAGAAAGCUAAACCUGACAUCUUUCAAUGAGCUGGACAUCUUAUGCAAUGAAGAAAUCUUGGGCAAGGACCAUACUUUGAAAUUUGUUGUGGUUACAAGAUGGAGAUUUAAGAAAUCCCCCCUCCUCCUUCAUUACAGACCCAAAAUGGAUCUGCUGUAGUUGGAUAGAAACGCUUGGUUGUUUUGGCCCAGUGGCUGAGGACUGUGCUACGUGCUAUAUAUGCAUAGACCAUCAACGCCUACACCAAA
Molecule: messenger RNA, 1083 nt
Organism: Sinocyclocheilus grahami
Lineage: Eukaryota; Metazoa; Chordata; Actinopteri; Cypriniformes; Cyprinidae
Product: polycomb group RING finger protein 3
Exons: 10
Coding region: 242-994 (250 amino acids)
Source: RefSeq, a predicted model, not a curated record